Molecule: messenger RNA, 927 nt
Organism: Akanthomyces muscarius
Lineage: Eukaryota; Fungi; Ascomycota; Sordariomycetes; Hypocreales; Cordycipitaceae
Exons: 2
Coding region: 1-927 (308 amino acids)
Molecular function (GO): hydrolase activity, acting on ester bonds
Source: RefSeq, a predicted model, not a curated record
AUGGCGGUAGAGGUGACAGCGAACAGGCAGGGAUACCUGCAAAACACCAGCGAAUAUAUCGCACGGACAGAAAGAGGCGAUUUCCUAGUGCAGGUGGCAUGGCCCUUGUGCUGGAGCGAGGAACGUGUGCGGCCAGAAGAUGACACCCGGCCGGUCUCCUCGCUGUAUCUCGUGGAUGGCAACGCAUUCUUCUUCACAGCAGUGGACAUUACAAGGCGCCUGGAAUUUACCCACAACUCGAGAAACGUGGUUGUAGCUGUCGGCUACCCCAAGUCCAAAUGCAUCUACGACUGGCGGAGGGGACCUGAUCUCACACCGCCCACUCCCGAUGGCCAGUACACUAUGCCUCUCGGCCAAGACGGAAAAUCGAGAACAGAUCUGUCGUUUGGCGACGGCGACAAGUUCCUCGACUUUGUCCAGAACCACGUCAUGGCACAUGUACAGGACAACCUGUUCCCACGUGUGCCUCUGCGGAGCGGACGCAAGGCUCUCUUCGGCCACUCCUACGGCGGCAUCUUUUCCCUACACACGCUGUUUACCAGAACCGAACUCUUUGACUUUUACAUAGCCGCGAGUCCGACAAUCUGGUGGAGCGACAACGCCUUGGUUAAGAAUCAGGAAGCUGAGCUUCAUCGUCGCAAGGAUCCUGUAGAUCCGGCUCCGUCUUUGUUCCUUACAUGGGGAGAUUGUAAUGACGAGUUGGAGAAACGACAAGAUGAGUCUGAAGAAUCUUUUCAGAAACGGAAAGCCAUUGCGGAAGGAAAAGAGAUGAGGGAGAGUGUGGCUUCGCUGGUGAACCGCUUACAAGAGUGUCCAAGCGUAAAGGACAUUUGGACCUGCCACUUCCCGGAUGAAGAUCACUGCAGUGCGGCGGUAGUAGGCCUUCAACGAGGCAUGAUGAAAUUCCUUGUUGAUAUGAACCAAUAG